Molecule: messenger RNA, 5015 nt
Organism: Chrysochloris asiatica (Cape golden mole)
Lineage: Eukaryota; Metazoa; Chordata; Mammalia; Afrosoricida; Chrysochloridae
Gene: SETBP1
Product: SET binding protein 1
Exons: 7
Coding region: 300-5015 (1571 amino acids)
Molecular function (GO): DNA binding
Source: RefSeq, a predicted model, not a curated record
CGGGGCUCGCCGUUUGACAGAUGCUCAUCGCCAUGGAGUUGCCGCAGCAGCACCUUUGGGGGCUCGGCCGAAUGACCGGAGCCGGGAUCUGAGCUAGCGCCGGGGCCAGCGGAGCCGGAGCCGCCGGGACAUGGUUGCAGAUCUGACCAAUUCUGAGCACCUCACCGUGUCUCCAUUUUUGGGACUGUGAACCCAGCAGCUGGACCACUUUGUUCUUGGAAUUUGGGGCAUCCUAACUUCUCACCUUCUCCUUGCCCCUUUGCUCCUUUGCCCUCCUGAGUACGCCUGAAGACUGUAGGAUGACCAUGGAGUCCAGGGAAAUCUUAAGCAGCUCCCGGCAAAGGGGGGGCGAGUCGGACUUCCUGCCAGUGUCCUCAGCCAAGCCCCCAGCUGCCACCGGCUGUGCAGGAGAACCUUUGCUCUCUGCUCCAGGACCUGGGAAGGGGAUACCGGUGGGUGGAGAACGCAUGGAGCCAGAGGAGGAGGAUGAACUGGGCUCAGGGCGCGAUGUGGAUUCUAACUCCAAUGCAGACAGUGAGAAAUGGGUGGCAGGAGAUGGCCUGGAAGAGCAGGAGUUUUCUAUCAAGGAGGCGAACUUCAGUGAGGGGAGUCUGAAGCUGAAGAUUCAGACCACAAAGCGGGCCAAGAAACCCCCAAAGAACCUGGAGAACUAUAUAUGCCCACCUGAGAUCAAGAUCACCAUCAAGCAGUCUGGAGACCAAAAGCUGUCUCGGGCUGGGAAAAAUAGCAAAGCUACAAAGGAGGAGGAAAGAAGCCACUCCAAAAAGAAGCUUCUUGCAGCCAGUGACCUCGCAGCCAGUGACCUCAAAGGAUUUCAGCCACAGGCUUAUGAGCGGCCACAAAAACACUCAACGCUCCACUAUGAUCCAGGCCUCCAACAGGACUUCACCGGUGACACCUUAAAACCAAAGCACCAGCAAAAAAGCAGCAGCCAGAACCACAUGGACUGGUCCACCAACUCUGACAGUGGCUCCACCAGUCAGAAUUGCUUCAUCAGUUCAGACUCUGGCAGAGACACUGUAAGCACCAGCAAGAUCCCAGCUCUUGAGCCCGUGGCUUCCUUUGCUAAGUCCCAGGGGAAGAAAGGCAAUGCGGGGGGCACAUGGAGUCAGUUGUCCAAUAGUAGCAAAGAUCUGCUUUUAGGAGGUGUAGUUUCAUCCCCAAGUAACCACAGCUCCCCAGCCCCAUCCAGCAGCUCUGCCGAGUGCAGUGGACUUCAGCCCUUGGUGGAUCAAGAUGGAGGCAGUACCAAGGAACCCCCAGAACCACCUACUAUCAGCAGCAAGAAAAAGUCCAGUAAGAAAGAUGUGAUUAGUCAGACCAUACCAACUGCAGACCUAGAUUGGGUCAAGAAUGCCCAGAAAGCCUUUGACAACACAGAAGGGAAAAGGGAAGGCUAUCCUACAGAUAACGCCCAAGAGGCAUCACCAGCUAGGCAGAGCGUGAGUUCUGUAAGUAAUCCUGAAAAUGACUCCAGUCAUGUCCGGAUUACUAUUCCCAUCAAGGCACCCUCUUUAGAUCCAACGAGCCAUAAGAGGAAAAAGAGGCAGUCCCUCAAAGCCGUGGUGGAAAAGAUCAUCCCGGAGAAAGCCCUGGCUUCUGGAAUUCCUUUGAGCAGUGAAGUAGUUAACAGGAUACUUUCCAAUCCUGAGGGAAAUAAGAAAGAUCCUCGUGUCCCCAAACUGAGUAAAAUGAUAGAGAAUGAGUCUCCCUCCAUUGGCCUUGAAACUGGUGGAAAUUCCGAGAAAGUUGUCUCAGGAGGUGUGCCUAAGCAGAGGAAGCCACCCUUGGUCCUGACACCUCCAACAUGCGCAGAUCAUUCGCCCUCAAGAAAGCUGCCAGAAAUCCAGCAUCCAAAAUUUGCUGCCAAACGGAGGUGGACAUGCAGCAAACCGAAACCCAGCAGUCUGCUUCGGGAGGCAGUCAUGGCCACCUCGGACAAGCUGAUGGUGGAACCCCCGUCUGCCUAUCCCAUCACCCCAUCCAGCCCUCUGUAUACCAACACAGACAGUCUUACUGUGAUCACGCCAGUCAAAAAGAAACGGGGACGACCAAAGAAGCAGCCUUUGCUUACAGUUGAGACAAUUCAUGAGGGUACUUCCACCAGCCCAGUCAGUCCAAUCAGCCGGGAGUUUCCUGGCACCAAGAAAAGGAAGAGACGACGCAAUUUAGCGAAGUUGGCCCAACUAGUGCCAGGAGAGGACAAACCCAUGAGUGAGAUGAAAUUUCACAAAAAGGUUGGAAAGCUUGGUGUGUUGGAUAAGAAGACGAUCAAAACUAUCAAUAAGAUGAAGACACUCAAGAGGAAAAACAUCUUGAACCAGAUCUUGUCUUGCUCCAGCAACAUUGCUCUGAAGGCAAAAGCACCCCCUGAGACCAGCCCUGGGGCGGCAGGAAUUGAGAGCAAACUGGGAAAGCAGAUUAAUGUCAGCAAGAGGGGAACCAUCUACAUCGGCAAGAAGAGAGGCAGGAAGCCGAGAGCAGAGCUGCCGCCCCCAUCGGAAGAACCCAAAACAGCCAUCAAGCACCCAAGGCCUAUUUCUAGCCAGCCGGAUGUUUCAGCCGUGCCUUCCAACUUUCAGUCACUCGUGGCAUCUUCACCAGCAGCUAUACACCCACUUUCAACCCAGUUAGGUGGGUCAACUGGCAACUUGAGCCCCGCCAGCACUGAAACCAAUUUUUCCGAGGUGAAAACUAUGCCAAAUCUCCAGCCUAUCAGUGCUCUUCCAACCAAAACCCAAAAGGGAAUACAUAGUGGAACCUGGAAGCUGUCUCCACCCAGACUGAUGGCCAACUCACCUUCACACCUUUGUGAGAUCGGGUCCCUCAAGGAAAUCACACUGUCCCCUGUGAGCGAGUCACACAGUGAAGAGACGAUCCCAAGUGACAGUGGCAUUGGGACAGACAACAACAGCACAUCUGACCAAGCGGAGAAGAGUUCCGAAUCCCGGCGGAGGUACUCUUUUGAUUUCUGCUCCCUGGACAACCCGGAGGCCAUUCCGUCCGACACCAGCACAAAGAACCGGCAUGGCCACCGGCAGAAGCAUCUCAUUGUGGACAACUUUCUGGCCCACGAAAGCCUCAAGAAGCCAAAGCACAAGAGGAAACGGAAAAGCCUGCAAAAUCGCGAUGAUCUCCAGUUUCUGGCUGACCUGGAAGAGCUCAUCACCAAGUUCCAGGUGUUCAGGAUCUCCCACCGGAGCUACACCUUUUACCACGAGAAUCCAUAUCCCAGCAUUUUUCGGAUUAACUUUGAUCACUAUUACCCGGUGCCAUAUAUCCAGUAUGACCCGUUGCUCUAUCUUCGUAGGACUUCAGAUUUGAAGUCCAAGAAGAAGCGUGGUAGGCCUGCAAAAACCAAUGACACCAUGACAAAGGUGCCUUUUUUACAAGGGUUCAGCUACCCUAUUCCCAGUGGAAGUUACUAUGCACCCUAUGGAAUGCCUUACACAUCAAUGCCUAUGAUGAACCUUGGUUACUACGGUCAGUACCCAGCUCCUCUGUACCUGUCGCACACGCUGGGAGCGGCCUCCCCAUUUAUGAGGCCAACAGUGCCACCACCUCAGUUCCACACCGGUUCCCACAUGAAGAUGUCUGGGACAGCUAAGCAUAAAGCUAAGCAUGGAGUACACCUGCAGGGACCUGUUGGCAUGGGCCUCGGUGACAUGCAGACCUCCCUGAAUCCUCCCAAGGUGGGCAGUGCCAGUCUGUCAAGCGGCCGGCUUCAUAAGAGGAAACACAAACACAAGCAUAAGCACAAGGAAGACCGCAUCCUGGGGGCCCAUGACAACCUGAGUGGUCUCUUUGCAGGCAAAGCCACAGGCUUCUCCAGCCACAUUCUGAGUGAGCGGCUGAGUAGCGCAGACGCAGAGCUCCCGCUGGUGAGCGAGAAGAGCAAGCAUAAAGAGAAGCAGAAACACCAGCACAGUGAAGCCGGCCACAGAGCUUCUAAAAACAACUUUGAGGUGGACACCCUGUCUACACUGUCUCUCUCGGAUGCCCAGCAUUGGACGCAGGCCAAGGACAAAAGUGAUUUGAGUAGUGAGCCUGCAGACUCGUGCACAAAGCGGUACUCUAUCAGCAGCGGGGAUGGCGGCAGCACAAGAUCCGAGAGCCUGGAUGUCUUCAGUGAAAUGACCCCUUCCAGUGACAAGUGGGACAGUGAGAUGAGUGGGAGUAAACGGAGGAGCUUUGAAGGUUUUGGGACAUACAGGGAAAAGGACCUUCAGGCCUUCAAGAUGAACCGCAAGGAGAGAAGUUCAUACGAACCCUCCAUGUCUCCAGGAAUGCCAAGUCCCCACUUAAAAGUGGACCAGACCGCAGUGCAUAAUAAGAACGAGGGCUCAAUGUCCACCAUGAUGACCAGGAAGAAGCCAGCCACAGUUGACAGUGUUGUGAUUCCACCAAACCCAGUGUUAUCUCUCUUGGCCGCAUCUGCAGCAACUUCAGACGCAGCCAGCUCCUCCCUGAAGAAACGAUUCAAGCGACGGGAGAUCGAAGCCAUCCAGUGCGAGGUGAGGAAGAUGUGCAACUACACCAAGAUUCUGUCCACCAAGAAGAACCUGGACCACGUGAACAAGAUCCUGAAGGCCAAGCGGCUGCAGAGACAAUCAAAGACAGGCAACAACUUCGUCAAGAAGAGGAGAGGGCGUCCCCGGAAGCAGCCCAGUCAGUUCGAUGAGGACUCCAGAGACCAAAUGCCGGUGCUGGAAAAAUGCAUCGACCUCCCCAGCAAAAGGGGUCAGAAGCCCACUCUGAGCCCGCUGGUGUUGGAGCCAGCCGCUAGCCAAGACACCAUCAUGGCCACCAUCGAAGCGGUCAUCCACAUGGCCCGAGAGGCCCCACCACUGCCCCCUCCGCUGCCUCCACCACUCCCGCCUCCUGUGCAGACCCCACAACAGCUGCCCCCAUCACAGCCCCUUCCCCAAGAAGAGGAGGUGAAGGCCAAAAGGCCGAGGAAAUCCCGAGGGAGCGAGAGUGAUGUCCUUCCCUAG